ACAUAAACUACCCGGGAAAAAGGCGGUUGUUAUUAAGAAGUCCAAGUUGACGUUUCGAUCGCCGCAUGCUUAAGCCGUUGUCCAGUGAAGUGCAUUCACAUGCGAGCAAGCCAGCCAUCCAGCCAUCCAGCUCUACAAGGACAAUACGACACGGUAACGGACGCCCGCCCUUCGUUCGUGUAAACUAGAAGACAGGUGGCGACAGCGGCGUUUAUUGAUGGUGCCCUUCCAUCUGUGAUUAUCCACUGCCUAAGAGCGGACAGCGUUCCGCUCGCAAAAAUUUAUUCCACAGAGGCCGUCAAUCGAUGUUGUUGUCAGUUAGCUCCAAUAUGUGUUGCAUGUGAAUAGGUACGUUGAGUAGGGAACUGAGUAAGUGGUGAGAGUAAAAGUGGCGCCGAAGAUCGAGUAAACAACAAAGGUCAUCAAGAGAUAAGUGCAAAACUAUACGAAGAUAGAAAUAAUAGAACGGGAUCAGGCGUUCGGCACUGGCAAACAAGGAAGUUGUAGCAGAUCUAGUUGACAGGAGGUAAGUUAUAAGAUCGAAUACGGGAAAAGGAGAUGCGCACUCCGUAGCACCCUCGUCCGUGGCGCGGAGGGAUGCGUAGCAGACAUCACGCUCUGUGCCAUCAAUCGGUGUCCCAUACAACCGUCUUGUGCUUGUCGCCCACGUUGUUCUCACAGCGUCUUUGAAGCAGAAGUGGCUGAACGUUCGGUCAGCGACAGUAACAACAGCCAGACACGAUCACAACAAAAUGACUUCGUUGGACGGAGUCGGUGAAACAGCUGACGAUUCAGCGGGUUCAACAUCUGCAAGCGGUGGAGGAGACGGUGGCGGCAGUGAUGAAACAACAGCGGGGGGAAGCGCGUUCCGGUUAGUGACACCCCGCCUACAUCCCGUGUCUAUGACGACGACGACAACAACAACGAAGACGACGACGACGGCAACAACAGCUGCAACGCCAAUGGCAGUGUCAGCUCAGCCACCUACUCAAGCUUUAACGACUCCGCAUCGACAUCACCACAAUCACCAUCAUCAUCACUCUCAUAUCCACAGCAGCAGCAGUAGGCGAAGCAACACCGAAAGUGCUUUACCACCUCCGACAUCAGUGACCUCCGACGCCAAUGGAUUAACAUCGACGGUUUUUCACAGCGCGCCCACGUCACCAUUAUUCCGAUCUGGAUGGCCUGGUUUACUUCCUCCACCUUCAUUCUGGUCAGCGUUAUCUGCAUUGAAAUGCGUCGAUGGAGCCCCACCGCCCGCGGCGUUCUGGCCCCUGCUUGGACAAUUCUAUCAUCCUCCACACAAUAACAGCUCGACCCAAAUCACCGGUAUCGACAGCCUCGUAACCCAAUUCCGAGACGACUCGACAAACAUCUCAACUUUACAUGAUGAUGACUGUAGUCCAGGGCCACCUGAGUUACUCCCUAGUCCCGUGGUGCCUGAUACCUCAGAAGGGUGCGAUCCUGUUGACGGAAGAGAUUCUCACAGUUUGCCGGAUACUCUACUAGGCAAUAUAAACUGCGAAUCUAUCAAUCUGAAGCCUUUAAACCUAUCCAUGUCACCUAGUGAACUCAAGAAUAUUGUCCGACCAUGGUUACAUGAUAACGUUGAUGACCCGAUAAAUACGAAUUCAACAAACAGUAACAACAAUAACAACAAGCACAUCUCUCCCUUGACGGAGUCUAUUACGCCAAACGACAGCGCACCGAUGCUACAACACCUUAAUCAUAACAGGAACAGCAGCGUCAUUAAUAAGAACAACAACGACAAUGCAAACCAUAACACAAACGGCGUUAUUAGCGGCGUUAGUAAUGUCAGUCCGCUUCUGGCGUUCGACUACGGCGAGAUGCUGCGACGUGGCGGUGGCUUUCGGCCCACAACACUGCCAACGUUAACGACGACGACGACGACACUGUCCAGCUUGUCGAGCAGCCUUCCGAGUUCUGCUCUGCUCCUCGAGGAGCUUGGCCUGGCCCAUCACAACCAGCUGCAGCAGCAACAGCAUGCGACUCCGUCCGACCUCUAUUCUUACUGCGUCAAGUGCGACAAAAUGUUUAGCUCACCGCAAGGCCUUGAGCUGCAUGCACGAAGAGCGCACCUAGGCUUGAAUAUUGGAUCUUCAACCAGGACUGUCGUAAGACCCGGUUCGGAAGGCCGGCCUUUUGCUUGCGACCUCUGCGACAAAACCUUCAACCACGAGCUGGGUCUAGCCCAACACCGCGCCGUCCACUCGGCCGAACGAUCAUUCGAAUGCAAGCAAUGUGGCAAGUGUUUUAAGCGUUCGUCAACGCUAUCAACCCAUCUGCUUAUUCACUCCGACACGCGGCCCUAUCCCUGCGAGUAUUGCGGCAAGAGGUUUCACCAGAAGUCAGACAUGAAGAAACACACUUAUAUUCAUACCGGCGAGAAGCCCCAUAAAUGUGCUGUUUGUGGAAAAGCGUUCAGUCAGUCAUCGAAUCUAAUUACGCACAGUCGGAAACACACUGGGUUCAAGCCCUUCGCCUGCGACAUUUGCGGUAGAGCCUUUCAGAGGAAGGUCGACCUACGCCGACACAAAGAGACGCAGCACACGACGCAGGGCGGUGCUGGCGCAGUAGUCCUCGGAGCGGCUGCAGCCGCGGCCGCCGCCGCCGCCGCUGUCGUAGCUGGAGUAACUGGAAACGCCCUUGGCGUUGGGGCCUCUGGACAGCUUGUCCAUCUUGCCCACGCGCCACCUACUACAGGGCCAGAAGUGCUUCAGGUUCCACAUCCCGUGCCGCUUUCAUUGACCCUUUAGAUGCCCUGUGAUUAUAAUGUGUCCAGGGAAGCGUCAGGCAAAACGCAGGGAAACUCUCGGCUAUAGACAAUUUCUAAAGCGAAUAAUGUGGCAGUUAGUCAGGAGAUGUGAAUCUUACUGUAAUGUAUUUCAAUUCUUUUUACGCCGCCUUAUCGGGUGGGCUAUAAGCAAAAAGGAGAGGUGAAACUUUUCUCAUUAAACACAUGUCUAUUUGAAUUUUAAUAGAGCUCAAUGAAAAGAAAAAACUAAAUCCAAUGCCUUUUCUAACUACUCUUUCCAAUCUAUAGCGUUGCCAUUCGAAUGCUUUUCGAAGAACAAAAUCUCAUGGUCGUGUUAUGUGAUGAGGAAGAUGGAACGGCUGAUACGCAGCACCUAUUAUGGAUGAGAGUGUAUAUAAUGCCGGCCAAGUCGAUAAGAUCGAAUAAUCUGGAAAAGUUGAGAUAAAACAAAGGUAUGAAGGUUUCUAGUCUAGCUCUCUGUGCUCGUGUCUAUUUGAAUGUAAGUGUCAUUGAGUAGCUGGCUGAUUGUGCGUGAACGAAUGUCAAGUGAGUACAUUUGUACGGUAACGGAUCGACAAGACAUUGUCGGACGUCAUUUCCUGUCUCAAACGGCCAUGUUUGUUUUCAUCUCCUAUGAUGCUGCUAUCUGCAUUGCAUAUUUAUGGACCUAUGAACCUAUGCAUGUGCUAUACAGUAAGCACCUGUAGAGUACCGAGGGAGCAGGACGAACAAACUACGGCAGCGCGAACUCGCGAAACAGAUUCCUCCUUGCUGAUCCCUUUGCGGCUACACUACUUGUGAUAUGGUCAACGGUAAUAGCAGUGAAAGAAAACAGCGGCCUACCAUCCUUUAAAAAAGGACCCAAUGAACGUAUAUACACGUAUGUAUGUGCUUGUAUGCGUGAGCGGGUAAGCGCGAGCGUAUGUAUGUAUGUAUGUUUGUGUAGCUGUACAUAAUAACGAUUUAAACGGCAGCGAUUCGGCGUCGUUGAAACAAAAUCAGUGGUUACAAUAGAAAUAUGUAUUCAUUUAUGUCGUCUCGGCUGGAAACUAGAUUGUCGCAAUUGAGCGGGUUAAGCGGCACGAGCAGCCCUGGGCUUACCUAUAGGAACAUUUGGUCUCUUCUGGCUUUAAGAAACCCAGCCAUGGACGAAUGAAUGUACGAUUUUUGGUGUUUACACAGAAUAAUUUCUUGCUCGUAAUCGCUAGUUGUAUCAUUUGAAUGGCAAAAAACGUAGCAUUAGCCGAGCUGCAAUUUAUCGGGUUAAACUUCCUUGUGUUCAGGAUGAAUGAUCAUUUGAAACCAUCAAAGCUUCCCGCUGGUUCUUUGCGUGAAUGACGAUAUUAAUACGACAGCCAUCAUCUUCACAUAGUACAUAGGGCAGGAAACGACUUGUUUUGAAGUGCGCUUUGCCCCUAUUGGAAUGUAUAGGUUAUUCGCAGAAAACCAGCAAGGCUUUUAGACAAUUCGGGUUUGGCUGAAGUAUACCGUCAGGCACGAUAAGUCAGCUAACCCUAUACGGAUACGCAACUGGGUUACCGCAAAUGUUUGUCGCGAGACGAGGGCGCAACAUGGUGUGCAUUCCACUGGGCCAACAUCCACGUCAUCGAGAGCGGAUCACCUGACAAUAAGUUGUUUAUUGUACAGCAGCAACGAAAUCAUCAGACGACGAAUCAUGUGACCAUCAUACAGCGUUUGUCAAUGGCAAAGGACGAAAGAAAGCAAUGAAGACCUCUUUUUUAAACCACGAAAACUUGGCUCUGCUUAACUCGCAGUAUCUCUAUCGCUCGUUGUAUAGAAAUAAAUAGAUUCCAUUAGGGCGCGCACAGAGAUAUCAUUCCCUUAAAGAGCAUAGCAAAUGAGCAAUGAACAGGUGUUUCUUCUUUACCCAUCACUGAAAUCUUGAUUUGUGAAUAGGAUGCACUAACGAUAUACAAUGCUUCCAUAUGAUGAGACGAUGUCUUGUCACAAAGAUUAUCGAAAAGAUGACUUAUUUUGGCCGGAUGUGCAUUUGCUUCUGUGUAUAGAGCUACUACUAAUGAAUACUUUUAACAUAUAAAUAAUAUCGAUAAGGACCCAUAUGUUAGGAGUAAGCAAAAGCCUAUAUAUUUAGCAUGUUUUGGCAAGGAGCCAAAAACUAUGCGGCAAGUCGCUUAAGCUUCAUGUGUAGUGAUGGAAACAAUAUUGAGAAGAUCUUCGGCCUAUGUAUGCCUGAAGAGUAUAUAACUCUCGUUUGCUUAUUUUCACUAUAUCGGUGGACGACUAUAGUAAUAUAUUGUUGUGUGAGUUUAUUAAUGAAGAGAACGCAUCUACCAAAAAUAAAAUGUCAAUAAUAUGUCGCUGUUAUUUAAUGCUUUUAUUUAACUUAGCUGUAACAACUAGCUAACGUUACAUUAAUUUCGUGAGGAAAGGCCUGACCUUCGCCUAUCCAUUGAUGAGGUAGGUGCUUCGUCCUAUGCAUUGGGUCUGCACUUACCUGGAUGCUUCCGGUCGGCUGACAUGAAAUUAUCGUAAGUACUUCGAUACAUUCUAACCUGAAGGUACUAACUUGCAACCCGGCUAAGUGCUUUACGUUGACACGAUGUAGAACCGACCAUUCUAGCGUACAGAACCGUCACAAAGAAAUGCAGACUGUUGUCGGUCUUAGUCAAAUUACGGACUUCAAAGCUAUUCACCUUACGUUGUAGGGGAUUUUUGAAUUUAUCGUCUGGUGGUCAAAGAUUUAUAAGGCACACAAAUUUUAGAGAUGAUCAUGGUUGUCUGAUACAAUUCUUGCAAACACUCGAA
Molecule: messenger RNA, 5563 nt
Organism: Varroa destructor (honeybee mite)
Lineage: Eukaryota; Metazoa; Arthropoda; Arachnida; Mesostigmata; Varroidae
Biological process (GO): regulation of transcription by RNA polymerase II
Cellular component (GO): nucleus
Molecular function (GO): RNA polymerase II cis-regulatory region sequence-specific DNA binding; DNA-binding transcription factor activity
Source: RefSeq, a predicted model, not a curated record